Molecule: messenger RNA, 2082 nt
Organism: Daphnia magna
Lineage: Eukaryota; Metazoa; Arthropoda; Branchiopoda; Diplostraca; Daphniidae
Exons: 7
Coding region: 296-1870 (524 amino acids)
Molecular function (GO): protein binding
Source: RefSeq, a predicted model, not a curated record
UUAUUGGCCUAUCUCAGACAUCCGGAGGUAUAUAGCGCCCGAUAGCAGUGGACAUUUUCAAGGUGUGUAACUGAGCAGGAAAAGUUAAUAUGAUAGGCCUAAUUUAUUAAAUUUUUUCCUUCAAUGGAAUAAGAUUAGAGGUUUUAUGGUCAGGAGCAAUAUUUAGCAAUAUUUAGCAGUAAUUCCAAACGGAAAUGGAAAGUAUGGAAGCAAAAAAUUGAAAGGCAAGACAGUGUGUGCAUAAUCUUGUUCCUGAUAUUUAAAGUUCCUUUUCCUGUGCAAUUUUAAAGAAAACAUGAAUCAGAAUUCUUUGAAAAAGCAGGAUCAUAUUAAUAAAACCCCAAUUGAAGGGUUUUUAGCUCAGAUGAAAGUGAGAAUGAUUAAAGAUAGCUCAUGUCAGAGUGACCAAAACUCAUCUGGCAUGAUGAGUACUGGUAGCAGAUGUAGUUCAGAAAAUGAAACCAAUCCUUAUGUGUUGGGGGAUAAUUUAAAUUCCAAUACCACUGGAAAUCUGAAGAUCAAGAAUUCAUUCCAAGAAAUUAAAGCUAAUAGCAGUAAUAGCCCUCUGCACCUUUUUGAACAAGAACAAAAGCUACAAUGUCACCAAAUUCCAGAAGAAGCUCAGCACUAUGACACUGGACCAUUGCUUUCUCGGAUGGACAAACAUGAAUUACCGAAGAGGCCAGAUAUGAAUGGGUGGAGCAUAGCAGGACACAAUUGCAAACCAUACACCAGUGCAAACCCCUUUUGUCCAUCAGAAUCGCCUUCCACCGUUAUAGGCGAUCCAAUCUUCCACCAAACUUACUCUAGCAUUUCCAAAAGACCUAGAUCAGAUAGUUUGUCUUCUGCAUAUGAUUCAUCUGUAGAUAAAAAAAGCUGUAAUGAGGAACCCUCCCAAUUGUCAUGUUCACUCAAACGGCUCUCAAGAGAGGAACUGGAGCGGAUUAUAAUGGGGCAUAUGGCUGGCUAUUUUUCUACCUACAAACCGUAUGUUGACGUGGAACGGGAAUUGGAAAACUGCAAAGAAAAGGUCGAACAUUUGCGACAAAAGAACAACUUACUUAGCAAAGAGGUGGCAGAUCUGAGAAUCGUAAUCAAAUCAUUCGUGACUCAGAGUGCAACCCGGUUUGAACGACCAACCAAAAGAUAUCGUUCUGUUGGUGUUCAAGUAAAAGCUUUAAGAAGUUUUGACGACAUUAAAUUAGAGGAAAAAGGUUUCCAAGCAUACUCCAUUGAAAAAAGGAAUGAAGGAAGUAGAUCUGUUCCUCCAAAUCAUGAGACGCCUGCAUCGCAUUAUCAAUUUGAACGAAAUGGAGAAGUUUCUUCGAUAGUUUCUCAAAGUAGGAAAAACACACCCCUGAAAGAAUUUACAGAUACUGAAAGAAUAAACGGAAGGCAACAUUCAAUGAGAAAUAAAACUGAGGAAGUUGAAGAUGAUGACCUUAUGGUGAUGUUUGUGAAGCCGUCUAAUCCUUCCCAGUCUGGCGAUUCAGGAGCAGAGCACACGUCCAUUCCUUCUGCCUCUAAAACAUUUGAUCAUUCGACGGAAUCGAUUGUACCUAAACCGGUUGUUACCGUAACAAAAACAACUGAAAAUUCUUUUCCUGCCAUUCGCAUCUCUUGGAAAAUCGCUGAGGAACCAUGUUAUGCUAAAGUAGCUUCAUAUUGUGUUUUUCUGUUGAAAGAAACUAAGAACGGUUUCGGUGAAAGUUGGAAUUCAAUUAGUGGAGACAUUUCACGAAAGUCGUGCACUUUGCGUAUGGGCCGCGCUGACAAGUUACGAAAAAACUACAAUUUCAAAGUCAGGGCAACAGACGUUCACGGGCGGCCCGGCCCAUUUAGUGACGUGAUGGUCGUCACCUUCCCGUAAUAAACCCGACAGUCUACGAGUCUGAGCUCAUCAAUCUUAAUCGUUCGCUUUAGUUAAAUCUUUCUGAUUAGGUCAAUCACGAAUUCUGACUUCGUAAUUAACUCAGAGUACCUUAUGCAACUGUCUUUGAGCUAGAUUUUGGUUUCAUUGCUAAGUACAUGUGAAUUUUGUGUGGAACCAUUAAUAAAGAUUAAUACUGAAUUUAAAAAAAA